Messenger RNA from Cylicocyclus nassatus, 294 nucleotides. NCBI's taxonomy places the organism in Eukaryota, Metazoa, Nematoda, Chromadorea, Rhabditida, Strongylidae. The record is from the annotation of a GenBank genome assembly.
AUGCCCCACACGUCGACGACAGCUGCAACAAACAAAAACGACACCGCUACGGCCUUGCUCGGAAACGUAUGUGCCCUGCUAUACAUCCACACCACCGUCAACUCCAGUAAUGCUCGUCAACCAAUCACAGGAACUACUCCACAAUUCGUUAUUCGUCACGCCAACCGUCUUUUCAUCAGGGCGUGGCCAGACAGUUCGCCGCAUCGGGGAGUCUUCCUCUCUGGCAGGCCGCCGGACGGUCGUAUCCGACUUCAUCACCUUCUUCCGCUGCUGCGGACCCUCCUCGUAUCCACC